Phlebotomus argentipes is the source of this 2867-nucleotide messenger RNA. Its product is annotated as protein fem-1 homolog CG6966. The record is from RefSeq and is a predicted model, not a curated record. Bases 466 to 2382 code for a protein of 638 amino acids. Gene Ontology annotation, molecular function: protein binding. NCBI's taxonomy places the organism in Eukaryota, Metazoa, Arthropoda, Insecta, Diptera, Psychodidae. The transcript has 6 exons.
AUCGCUACAGCAAACAACACCCGAGCAAGAGUUCCUCCGCAAAGUGUGUGCCGUCUCUUGGCAGAAAAGUCCUUUAUUCAGUUCACCGCCUGUGCCAUUGAUUGGGUGGAGUUUUCUGGGCAGGAAACGCCGAAAGUCUGUAGAUAAUUGUGGGGUCGCGAGUGCUUUUUUUUCGUUCUUCUGCCUCCGCCUGUCUCGCGAGGGCGCCUCCGCGAGAAGAGUGAGAGCGAGAGAAAGGACAUCCUGUGCACGACAAGGACAGAGAGAGAGAGACAUCGUCCCGCGGAAACCUGUCACUGGCGCACUGUCAAAAUAGUGCUGCGACGAUUCUUCCCCAGGAAAUCGAUAAUGAAUCCCACGGGAGGCUCCCGCUAGGCUUCCCAGUGACGAGUGAGUGUGUUUUGGGUCAGAGAGACGCUCGCAAAGGCGCCCCCGGGCCGUCAAGUGAAGGUGGAAUUUAGGUGAAUGCCUUGUGAGACUGCAACUGCCAUGGAUUACAAAGAAGUGUUUGUCUUCAAUGCGGCCCGCGAUGGCAAUUUGGUGUCGCUGAAGAGAUUCCUCAACGGGAAGAAUCAAGUGGAGAUCGACGCUCUGGUGUCGGCCAAGACUGGCGGCUCCACGCCGCUCGUGAUUGCCUGUCGCAAUGGCCACUACGACGUGGUGCAGUAUCUAUUCCAGAAGUGUCACGUGGAUGUGGAGCAGUCGGGCAUUGUCACGUUCGACGGCGAGACGAUCGAUGGGGCGCCGCCGCUGUGGUGCGCCGCGGCGGCCGGCCACGACCACAUCGUGAAGCUACUGAUGAAGCACGGCGCCAACGUGAACAGCACGACGAGAACCAAUUCCACGCCACUCAGAGCCGCGUGCUUCGAUGGCCACUACAAUAUCGUCACGUAUCUAGUCUCACACGGAGCUGAUAUUGAGGUGGCAAAUCGACAUGGGCACACAUGCUUGAUGAUCGCGUGCUACAAGGGUCACUUUAACAUCGCGCAGUACUUGCUGGAUCUGAAGGCGAAUGUGAACAGGAGGACAGUGAAGGGCAACACGGCGUUGCACGAUUGCGCAGAGUCCGGAUCGCUGGAGAUUCUGCAGCUUCUGCUCAAGCACGGCGCGACAAUGGACGUAGAUUCUUACGGAAUGACACCAUUGCUGGCCGCCAGCGUGACUGGACAUGUUGCCAUUGUGGAGCACCUCAUCAGUUUGCCAUACGUGAGCCGGCAGGACCGCAUCGCGGCGCUGGAACUGCUUGGAGCGACGUUUGUGGACAAGAAGCGUGACAUGCUGACUGCGCUGUCGUUCUGGCGCCGCGCCCUGGAGAAUCGCUACGAACAGGAGCCGCACAUGGCCAAGCCGGCCGACGUGAAGCCCGUGGCGGCGUACGAUUUCGUGCGUGAGGUGUCUGACAUUGCGGCGCUGGAGGAUCUGGUGAUGGAUCCGGAUGAGAUGCGAAUGCAGGCGCUGGUGAUCAGGGAGAGGAUCCUGGGGCCGGCGCAUCCGGACACCAGCUACUACAUCCGCUAUCGGGGGGCGAUCUACGCCGACGCGGGGCGCUUCGACAGGUGCAUCGAGCUGUGGACGUACGCACUGACGAUGCAGCAGAGCAUCCUGGAGCCGCUAAGUCCCAUGACGCAGUCUUCCCUGCUGUCCUUCGCCGAGCUAUUCAGUUACAUGCUGGGCGAGGCGGGCCGGCCGGUGACGAGGGGGCGCGUGGUGCCGCCCAUCAACACGGACGACAUGCUGCUGGUGUUCGACAAGGCGGUGCACGAGGUGAAGUUAGGACAGAAGAUGAUCGCCGCGCUGCCGGAGAAGGAGAGAGACACAGCGGCGCUCAGCAGAGCCCUCGUUAGUGCCCUCCAUCUGGCGUGCCAUCUCGCCAGGCUGCUCAGUGACGAUGUCGAGUGUUCGGACAAGGUUCGGCAGCAAGUCCUGAAAGCUCUUUACGAUCUCGUUAGUCUCAAGGUGAUCAUCCGCUCGGGGAGAACAGCGCUGCAUUUGGCGUGCUAUCGCGAGGCGGCUCUCGUGGGGCGCUAUCCGGCGUGCCAGUUCCCUUCGCCGCAGCUGACGAAGGCGCUGCUGCAAGUGGGCGCAGAUCCCAAUGCCAAAGACGAAGCCGGGAAUACGCCACUGCAUCUUGCCGCCCUCGCGCGCCCCUGUCCAGCCAGCCUGGCGCAGACUCUCGUGGAUCACGGAGCACACUUGGACGCAAAGAAUGCCGAUGGGGACACAUUCGAGAGUCUGCUUCAGGGACAGCAACUGCGCGAGCUGGUGAAUCCCGUGCGGCAUACGACGCUCAAGUGUCUGGCCGCGAGGACGAUCCAGAAGCACAAGAUUGCGUACAGGGACGAAGUGCCUCGGGCGCUCAAUGAGUUCAUCGAGUGCCACUGAAGCGAGGGGCGGACAGACGGACAGCUGUGGAUGCUGCCGAGGGAGUUCCUCUCAGCGCUUGCGGCGUAAACGGGGAGGAAGCUCAGACGGAAAUCUCACGUGUUUGUCGUGGUGACGAGAGUGCUGUGGACGUUCAGCGGGCAUUUUUCGCAUAGCCGAAGGUUGAGAUGCAGACGUGUUCAUUAGGCGAAUUGAUUGAAAUUUCUUUGGUGGUGCAGUGAAAACUGUGGAGAGCUUUUCUCGUGUCUCGUUAUGAGCAAGAAUAUCAAUUUAUCCUGGAUUUGUAAUGGCAUUGAUUCCCAACUGUUUCCCAACGGUGGGUUUCUUAAGGUAAUUUUUGUGAUAUGUAAUUUCAUUGAUUUAGAGAGAGAGAAAGCGAGAAAGGACGGAAUCGAAGGAUAUUUCAACAAGACUUUAUGUAACAAAAUCAUUGAUGCUAUUCAAACUAAGGACAUUACAAUAUAGAGUGUACUUUUAGCAAUGAA